Messenger RNA from Oikopleura dioica, 1380 nucleotides. NCBI's taxonomy places the organism in Eukaryota, Metazoa, Chordata, Appendicularia, Copelata, Oikopleuridae. The record is from the annotation of a GenBank genome assembly.
AUGAUAAAGAAUAAGCGAAAAGCGGCGAUUGUGCUAAAGAAAAAUAACGAAGAAAGAAAGGAUGACGAGCAGAACGCUAACAAGUCCGAUUCUGACUCCGAGUCCGAGGAAUCUCUAAUGGAGAGGUUGUUUGGGAAGAAAAUGAAGCAGAGCGUCGUUUCCACUGCAUCAAGUGAAGUGAUUGACUCUGACAAUGAAGAAACAUCGGAAACGCCAGUAAAAACAGUUCAAGAACAGACGCCCCCGACGGUCGACGAAGAUGAAGAAGAUUGCGUGUGGCACGAUGAGGAUGAUGAUGUCGAGAGAAAAAAAGUGGCAGAAAUGAAAUUCGCCGAGUUUAGCGGCGCGUGGCUCAACGUAAAGCCGGUCGCUGAAGACGAGGAGAACUUCAGUGGGAAGAUCUUCUCGAAACGCCGUGGAGUCCUCCCACAGGGCGAGAUCGAUAUCGAGGAAGUAGGAACGCUCGUCAUUGGGGGACUCGGCGGACUGCCGAUUUCUGGCUUUGAUUUUCAUCCCCACGCUCCAGCGGCGAUGCUCACUCAAGCGGACACUUUGGCGAUGUUCAAGAUCGACGGUCGUGAAAACCCGCUUUUACAAGCGAUCCGCCUUGACAACUUUCACAUCAAAUGCGCGCGCAUUAUUUCGAGAAACGAGUGCCUCGCCACCUCCCAUGUCCAGUGGUUUUAUAGUCAUGAUUUGGAGUCGGGCGCGAUAACUAGAACGCCGUUCAUCAAAGGCAGAGAUCGGAAGCAUCGCGUGGAACAGUUUUACACAAGCUACGAGUCCAAAUACCUGGCCUUUACAUCAAGAGAUGGACCUAUUCACAUCGUUUCGAAGAAGAACAAGGAAGUCGUGGGAGUGCUGCAAAGCGCCACAGAACAGAAUGUUGAUGUAAAAAUGUCAAAAGACGGGAAUAGAAUGUGGACGCUGUCAGAAUGCGGCCAAGUGAUGACUUUCGAUCUGCGAAAAAUGGAGCCAGUUCACAGUUUUCAAGAUAUGGCGGGAUGCACGUCUCUAGGAGUCAACGACCAGGAGACAAUUUUCUCGAUCGGUUCGACCUCAGGAUUGAUCAACCUCUACGACGAGACAUGCAUGACGAAGGAAUAUCCAGAUUGUUUGAAAACGUUGAAAAACCUGCGCGCUCCUGUGACGUUUCAGAAGUUUAACUCGACUGGCGAGCUGGGUAUUUUUGGAUCAGAACUGCUGCCCGAUCAAGCCAGAUUAUUACACUGCCACUCACAAAGUGUUAUUCGAAACUUCCCCGGACAACGAAAGCUGGACACGAUAAGUCAAGGAGGAUUCUCGCCGAAAUCUGGUUUUAUGGCAAUUGGAAACAGAAGAAUGCAGCUUUUCAAGCUCAAUCACUAUCCGAACUACUGA